This is a messenger RNA of Electrophorus electricus (electric eel), 5632 nucleotides long. RefSeq names its product phosphatidylinositol-4-phosphate 5-kinase, type I, alpha, b (gene pip5k1ab). Gene Ontology annotation, biological process: phosphatidylinositol phosphate biosynthetic process. Gene Ontology annotation, molecular function: 1-phosphatidylinositol-4-phosphate 5-kinase activity. Gene Ontology annotation, cellular component: plasma membrane. The record is from RefSeq and is a predicted model, not a curated record. NCBI's taxonomy places the organism in Eukaryota, Metazoa, Chordata, Actinopteri, Gymnotiformes, Gymnotidae.
UCCAACGGAGGCUGAGGCUGGCCAAGCUGAAUGGAAAUGGCCACUGCCGGUUCCGCUGACUCGGGCUCGACUGCCCCCCCAGAUCUGAGGACUCCCUUCUGGAGAAUGUUGGCCUCUCAUAGAGGGUCUAGUGGAAGUCGAAAGAUGGCCACACCAGAGGGUCCAGGGUUGUCUCAGAGUAUGAAGAAGACUAUUGGCCAUCGGGGAGUGGACCCCACAGGAGAGACCACAUACAAAAAGACAACCUCUUCGGCACUGAAAGGAGCCAUCCAGCUGGGUAUCACCCACACAGUGGGCAGCCUGAGUCAGAAGGCUGAGAGGGAUGUUCUCAUGCAGGAUUUUUACGUGGUGGAGAGCAUCUUCUUCCCCAGUGAGGGCAGUAAUUUAACUCCUGCACAUCACCAUGGUGACUUCAGGUUUAAGACCUAUGCCCCCAUUGCCUUUCGUUACUUCAGAGAACUCUUUGGCAUUCGACCCGAUGACUAUCUGUACUCUCUGUGUAAUGAUCCCUUGAUAGAACUCUCUAACUCUGGAGCCAGUGGCUCUAUCUUCUAUGUCUCCAGUGAUGAUGAGUUCAUCAUUAAAACAGUCCAGCACAAAGAGGCAGAGUUCCUGCAGAAACUGCUCCCUGGUUACUUCAUGAACCUAAACCAGAAUAAGAGGACCCUGUUGCCCAAGUUUUACGGCCUCUACUGCGUACAGGCAGGUGGCAAGAACAUCCGCAUUGUGGUGAUGAACAAUUUGCUGCCAUGCUCUGUCCCCAUGCACCUCAAAUACGACUUGAAGGGCUCAACAUACAAGCGGCGUGCCUCACCCAAGGAGAGGGAGAAAGGUGUGCCCACCUACAAAGACUUGGAUUUCAUGCAGGACAUGCCUGAGGGCAUCCAGCUUGAACCGGAUAACUACAACGCCCUCAGCAAAACCAUCCAGCGCGACUGUCUGCUGUUGCAGAGCUUUAAGAUCAUGGACUACAGCUUGCUGGUUGGAAUCCAUAAUGUGGAUCAGGCAUGUCGAGAGCGUUUGGGGGACAGCAGGGGGGCGGAGGGGGCAGUGACACCUGACCAACGGAGGCCCCAGGCCCAGAAAGCCCUCUACAGUACAGCCAUGGAGUCAAUUCAGGGAGAGGCUCGUGGAAAGGGCACACUGGACAGCGAGGACCAAUGGGGAGGUAUCCCAGCUCGGAGCAGUAAGGGAGAGAGGCUGCUUGUUUAUAUUGGUAUCAUCGACAUUCUGCAGUCUUACAGAUUCAUCAAGAAGUUGGAGCAUUCCUGGAAAGCACUGGUUCAUGAUGGGGACACAGUGUCUGUCCAUAGACCCGGCUUCUACGCAGAGCGAUUUCAACGCUUCAUGUGCAGCACAGUGUUUAAGAAAAUGGUGAAGUCGUCCCCAUCAAAGAAGAGCCGGAGUGGUUGUCAGAGUGUGGUGAGGAGGCUGCCCAUGGGGAGCAAUGGCCCCAGCAGCCAUACACUGUCUGACCCCCGCCUUCUCUACCGUACCCAUCUCACCCAGCCUGAUACAGAUGCAGACAAUGGCAUGCAUUCAGGAAGACCUGAUGUACUCCCAAGGACCAUUUCCCUGACUGGAACCUCCAGUGAUGAAUUUGUAGACACUAACCAGUCCAAUUCCUCUGUGCCCACACUCAGGUCCGUAGGGGUGGAGGUGCACAAGUCUGCAAGUACAGAACCUGACAACAGCACCCCCCAAAGUUUGGGAGCUGAAGCUUUAGAGGAGCAGUUGGGUAAUGAAGAUGCUAUUUCUCUCAAAGACAUAAUUCCAGAGACCAACAUUUAUUUUUAAGAGAAGAGACUGCUGAUUGCAUGCAGAAAAGGGGGGAGAAAAGAAAAUGUGGAAGAAUGGUGUGAAAAGCCUGGGAUCAGCUGAAUGAUGAGCCUUCUCUUCCUGUGGAGGAGGAUGGAAAGGAAAGCCAAGCUUGAGGGCAGAAGUAUGUGAGGAGAUGUAGAGAGUAUGAGAGGCUCUCUACUCUAUCCAGCAUGGGGUAUGCUGCUGUAAAGCAACCUGUUGACUACAGAGGUCCUUCCUUGAGCAUUCAGAGUCCCCUUUAUUGGCCACCUGCUUCAACUUACCAUUAAAACACAUACAUACUUUUCAGCCACUCUUACAUGAAAGAAUGGGCUUUCUCUCAUACUCACCAAUGAAGUUGUGACAUUCCUGCAUUUGUCCAUAGAGUAAAAAGGUUUUUGUGAAUUAUUUUUAUUAGUAUUUAAUCUUACUGGGUGUGAAAAAAAAAAGAGGUGACCCUUUUACGUUAGACUAUAUUAUUACAGCUUGCUAAGGGUUGUUACUUUAUCCCUACAUCCUAGCAUAUGGUUUCAUGCGAAUCAGGGAUUAGUAGGUUGAAGAUCUGUUCAUCCAGUAAUGGUGGAUAAGGAGAAUACUAAGCAUGGAGGUGGUUCCUAUUUGCUGCUGAAGGUUCAACCAGAAGGGUUGUGCAAAAGUAGUAGACUCAGCAUUCAAAAGUGGAUAGGUAGAGGAAGCUGUGCCACACUAUCUCUGUGACAGUGUGAGCUGUGAAUACAUUUAAUAAUCACUUAUGGUAAUCUUUUGUACUUUGGCUACUCCUCUCUUUAUUUACACUUCUAUGAUUGGGAUCACUGACUGUGUGCUCCAGUGUUAUAAAAUCCCAGACUCAAAACAGCCAGUGUGCAGUAUGACUCUCCUUCUGCAUGUGCAGAUGCUGCAGGCAUCACUAAGGGGACUGUGUUUUUUAUUUUAUGCACCUUUGCAGGUUAAGAUGAAUUAAACCUGAUGAGGGUUUUGUAAUGUGUAUAUUCGAGAGGGAGUCAUUUGAUUGACUCUUGUUAGUUAGGUUUUCUUCUCCAGCUCUCUGUUGGGAUCUGUGCCCUAUGAGACUGCAGGUUACCAUCAGAUGAGGGGGGGGGGGUGUUAGAAAUGAAGACCAAUCCAAUUUUUCAGUUUCCAGAUGCCAGUAUGGUACUUUGAUGUGCUAGAAUUUCACUGUUUCAGAGACAAAAAUGGCCUUUUCGUUGAAGUACAUUAUUUUCACUGUAAAAGGUUUUGAAAGCAAUUCACGUAUUUUUGGUUGCUCUUGUGAUUGUCUGUUCUGCUUAUGUCUUAUGGCUAUGCAUGCUGUUUUAGUACAAGUCACAUGUUUUUUAAAAACAGCUUUUAAGUGUUUUGUUGUUUUGCUCUGUGCCCGUCAUAAUUUGUGGGCAUUUGAUUGUCCUGUGGGCUUUGUCUCUGUCAAUGGCAAGUGUUUCCAUUCUUAUAUAGACCAAUUAACAAUCUAGAUUCAUAAGUAGCUGGACAUGCGCGUCUCUUUUAUGCACCUACUUCAGUAAUACCGAUGGCUUUUAAUCCAUUGAUGUACUGUUUUUACCUUUUGUAAAUAGUUGUGUACAUAUUUAGUUUUUGUGUGUGUGUGUGUGUGUGUGUGUGUGUGUGUGUGUGUGUUUACAUACCUAUUAUAUAAUAAUAACAUGCUCUUAAGCAGUAGGUAUAGUCAACUAAAGAACUAACACAUUAGUGAAUUAACUCACUUGUCAUCUGUUUUGUCAGCAUACCAUGAAUCAGCUACAUUAACUGUACAUUAUGGAAUUGUACUAGUUUUUGCUGGAUACAGAAGUUAACCAGACUUUACAAGGACCAAAUAGCAUUACUUAUGCAAAUGUUUGAUUUUUCAAUGUAAUGUCAACUUUCCGGUACAGUUUAAUUGCAAACAUUUAUAUCAUUUAAAAUGCAAAACUCACAGCUUUAUUGUGCUCAACUGCUUUUUGUCUUGUAUAGUAACAAAAACUUUUUUUUAAGGCAAUAGAACAUCCUUUGUGUUGUACUGCACCCCCAUUUUAUUUUUAGAUUUAUUUUUCAGAGUGUGAACAGUGUUAUUGGGGGGACAUUCAUACUCUUUGACUGGCCAUAGCAUACACUUAUAACUAGGUUAUUGUGUUAAGUUCAGCCCAAGAAAGGCAGCUGUUUGGGAGUAUUUUAACCUGCCCUACUUAUGUGCUAUCCUUAUUUCAGGACUUUGAAUAGGUGGUGAACUGAGAGACCAAAUGUUCAUUUAUUUCCUACUGGACAUUUGAGCUCUAUCAGUAAAGAACUGCUGCUUCUGCACUGCAGGACUGAGUUCUACUGCUAAUACCCAAGUGCCUGAAGAGUACAUGGCUGUGCAUGAUUGAAUCUGAAUAAUUUCAUCUUUCCUCACUGAUAAAAGCAAUGUAGCAGUCUGAUUUGUCCCAUUGAUAGAACUGGGCAGUCACUGAGAGAGCAGUGCAGAAAUUUACUCUGCCUGGCUUCAUGCUUUGUCCUAUUCCUUUAAAUACACUGAAGGGUGAAUAAUACAACCUUUUGUCCAUGACCUAUUUCUGAAUGGGGAUGGGGUGGGUGUGUAUUAAGACUUAUCUUGAUCUAUUAAGGACAUAUCUGGGCACUUAAGUCAACAGAGAUGUAGCUGGAAAGGAAACCAGCGAGGUCUUCACCCUGUCCUUAGUGGUAACCUCCUGUCCUUUAAAUUGUCUGGCAUGGCAGCCAUUUUGCGCUGACAGAUUAGUAUUCAUUAGAACAAGGAAAGGAGGUAGUCUCAGUUUUUUUGAAUGUAGCUGUAUGAGUUACAGUUUUGUAUCCCCUACUUUUUAAAAUUUCAUGUCUAGUCUCUGAAGCUACUAUAGCGGUCUUAACUGUUCUGCAGUGGUGAUUUUAUAUCCUCCCCCCCCGGCAAUAUAGUGGGUUUUGAGACAACUGGAAUAUUUUUAAAGUUUUAAUUAUGAUCAUAUAGAGUUGACUCAAUCAUGAAUGUGUUUUGUGCUACUAUUCUUAUACUGUUCCUAGCUGCAUCUGCUGAAGCCAGAGGAAACCGUGUUCCUCAACUGCCAACACCACAACUGAAGAAACUACAGACUGAUAGUUUCUGAAAGGAAAAAAAACAAAACAAAAUCAAUGGAUCACUGAUAUGGACAAAUCUGAACACAACUACAAUUUGGGAAUCUGUUACUGCCACAUAAGUAGUGGAAACCACAAAUGCUGGAUGUGUCAAAUCUACAUUAUCAGGUUUUAACAAGGUUUCAUGAAGUGGAGCUAGAGGCUUGGUAUGCGUUUGCCCAAAGCACCUUGACGUUUUGAAAACAUUUCUUCCAGAAUUGCUGUUUCAACUAUUUUAUUUUAUUUUAUUAGAAUUUUUUGGUUCAGAUGCCAUGCACAGUUUCGCAUUCAUUGGUUUGGUUCAUGGCAGGGGCAGAUGUAGCCAUGAUUUUGCACCCUGUGAUAUGACCAAGCUAAAGGAGCUAAAGACUGAUGUGGUGAAUGCUCUCAGCAGCGUUUGGAGCACAAAGUCCAUUUUAACAAAUAAAAACUUGACCAUAAAUUUGUAUUCAGAUGCUACUCAAUUAUGAUUUUAAGAUUAAAAAAAACCCCAUUUCUUUUAAUUUUUAAAACAUUUUAAUUUUACAAGUACAUUGUCUGCUGAAUGUCAUUUAAUGGUGAGUAUUAUGUUUAUGCAUGCAAUAAUUUCGCUUCUCAUCCUUGUUCCCUGUACAUGUUUACAGCCUAUUUAGAUCAGAGGAUUCAUUUUAUUUCUUUUUACCAUAGCUAUGAUGUCCUGAUUUAAUAACCUGAUUAUUUUCAACAUGUACCACUUUCUGAUACAAAAAAACAAAAA